UACAUAAACAAUUCAACAAAUUUUCUUAUGAUAAUCCUAACUAAGAAAAAUUCAGGGUUGUUUUUCAAUGGAUCCCUAUCAACAAGCCGGCCAACCUUCUUCAACAAAAGUGAAAAGAAAAAUUGUUGAAAAAAAUAGGAGAAAUAAGAUGAAGAGUCUCUAUUCCAAACUCAACUCUCUUCUUCCUAACUAUAAUCCCAAGGAAGCCUUACCACUAGUUGAUCAAGUAGAUGAUGCUAUAAACUAUAUUAAGAGUUUAGAGACAAAUUUGAAAUUGGCGAAGGAGAAGAAAGAAAGUUUAAUGAGAAGCAAGAGAUCGCGUAGUGGUUGUUCGAGUUCUUCUGGAGUAAAAGGAAGCAUAAAAUCACCAAAAAUAGAGAUUCAUGAAAAUGGUUCUUCUCUACAAGUUAUUGUAACAUGUGGGGUUGAUGAUAAGUUCAUUUUCUAUGAAAUUCUAAGAAUACUGCAGGAAGAUCACGUGGAGGUCAUCUCAGCAAAUUCUUCUUCGAUAGGAGAUUCAGUUAUACAUGUUGUGCAUGCAGAGGUAUAAACAUACACGUUUCUAUGGCUAUAAAUUGCUUUUGUGACCACACUGCAAACUUUUAUAUAUUGCGAUAAAACACAUCAAAAUGCGCCCACGAUUGCACUUAAAUUGCACUCAGCAAUUGCAAUUGCAGCCACAAUAUUGUGGAUUGUGGAUGUGUUAACCUUCACAAUUGUAUCCGAACACAAUUACUUUGUGAAUUAAGAUUAUGUUCGGUCGUAUUACAAAUCACAUAACAAAAUUUCACCCAUGUUUUUUAAAGUACUGUCAUCAAAUCUCAAAAUUUCAAAACUUUAAAACUCAAU
Vicia villosa (hairy vetch) is the source of this 849-nucleotide messenger RNA. Its product is annotated as transcription factor bHLH162-like. Gene Ontology annotation, biological process: regulation of transcription by RNA polymerase II. Gene Ontology annotation, molecular function: RNA polymerase II transcription regulatory region sequence-specific DNA binding; DNA-binding transcription factor activity, RNA polymerase II-specific; protein dimerization activity. Gene Ontology annotation, cellular component: RNA polymerase II transcription regulator complex. NCBI's taxonomy places the organism in Eukaryota, Viridiplantae, Streptophyta, Magnoliopsida, Fabales, Fabaceae. The record is from RefSeq and is a predicted model, not a curated record. Bases 68 to 550 code for a protein of 160 amino acids. The transcript is spliced from 2 exons.